AUUAAGAUGGCAAUCGGAGAAACAUGUGCGAAAAUGUUCAUGAGUUUCUUUGAUUUUAGUGUUUUUUAUCCAACAUACGUGUGUUUCUUCUGCGUUUGAGAAAGUCUACAAGGCUAUAAGGGAAACCAGCGGAAACAUGCCUCCCAGGAGAAAACGAUCUCGAGGUAAACAAAGUGGACCAGAAAACCUGAAGAAGGCCCGUUGGGAUAUCCAGAAGCUGACCCAGGGAGAGGAGGUACCGACUCUUCCUGCACCCCAGCAGGACAGAAGGGUCCAGGGACUGCCCAACCGCAAGGAGCAACGAAAAGCUGCCAGGAAAAACAAGAAGGCCAGGAAGGAUGCUUUCUACAGGCACCAGAAGGUCCCAGAGACUACUGCCUCAAAACAAACUGACCCUAGAGGAGGGGAAAGAACCAAGGGCACAGGAGGACAGCAGAAGAGAGUUCACUUCCAACUUCAAGACAUGGCUCACAAAACCGAAAGUAAAAGUGAUGUAACAAUAGAGAAGGAGACUGUUGAGGAAGAUCACAGGAACAAGAGUAUUAAAGCCUUGAUGGAGAAAAUGGACAAGAAAACGAAAAGAAAAGCAGGAAGGACACAGAGUAAGUCCAAAGAACAGCUGAUCCAGGAAAAUGAAGAGGAAGACAGGAUCAUCAAGAGACUGGAGAAGAAUCUUGGCUAUAACAAGAGGAAGACAAAGUCCAUCCCAAUGGCACUGAAGAGAGAUGGUUUUGACUACUUGCUGGAGCUGUGUGAUGAAGAUACCAGAAAGGCAGCCAUCUUUCAAGACUCAGAUGGAGAGGAAGACCAGCCAGAUAGCAAGGAAACAAAGAGAAAAGCAUUAAAGAACACAACUGAGAGUGAUGCUGGUGAUGACAGUGAUGAUGAUGAUGAUGAGGAAGAGGAAGAUGAGCAGGAUGACAGUGAUGUAGAAAAUGAUAGCUCUGAAGAUAAUAUAGAGGAAGAUGAAGACAUGGGAGACAUUGAUGACUUACAUAAAGCUUUAGAUCAGCUAGAAGAAGGUGAAGAAGACUCAGAUGAUGAUGAUUUUGAUGAGGAUGAUAGUGAUGAAAGCAUGGAAGAUGAUGAAUAUGAUGAUGAUGAUGAUGAUUACAGUGGCAUGAUUGAAAAAAGUCACGACUCUGACCUUGAAAAUAACCUUGGAGAAGACUCAGAAUCGAGUGACGAAGAGAGCAUUCUGACCAAACCUGACAUUGUAAAGAAACCAAAUAAGGCAAAAUCUAAGAAUUCAGACACCCAAGCUGCUACAAAGGUAAGCAAAAAGGAACAGAAAAGAAAUGAAAAAGGUGGUAAAAAUCUACAGGAACAAAGUGAUGCUAGAACCAGUAAAGAGAAGAAAACACUUGAAUCAAACAAAGAUGAUGCGGGUAAAGACAAUCCCUCAGAGAGAACCCAGGAGAAGUUAGACAUCUAUGGCGGGGCCGUGGCGAGGUACAUCCCUCCACAUGAGCGCCUGCAGCCACCUGGAGAUGAUGAGAGAAGGAAGGUGACUUUAGACCGGCUCAGGAAACAGGUGAAAGGGCUGAUCAACAGGUUAAGUGAAGGCAACAUGCACAGCAUUGGGAAACAGUUCGAGAGUUUGUAUGCCAGCAACAGUAGGAAUGACAUGAAUGACAUGGUGACGUCAGUGCUGACAGAGGCGUGUCUCUCCCCUGACCCUCUGCCUGAGCGACUGAUGAUGGAACACUGCAUGUUGGUGGCCCUCCUGCACAACAACAUCGGGACGGAACUCGGCGCUCACCUUGUGGAGUUCCUGGCACGGCGCUUCGACCGUCUACACAGAACCAACGACAACCGUGGGGAGGGCAAGGAGUGUGAUAAUGUGGUCGCCAUGUUUGCCCACCUCUACAACUUCAAGCUCAUCCACUGCGUUCUCAUUUAUGACAUCAUCAGGCGCUUGAUUGAGAGUUUUAAUGAACGUGAUAUAGAACUCAUAUUGGGAGUACUCAGGAAUGUUGGUUUCCUGAUCAGAAAGGACGACCCUGCUGCUCUAAAGGAUGUGAUCCAGGUCAUCAGUACCAAGGCUGCAGCAGCCAGUCAGGACUUCAGGGAACAGUCUCGUGUAAAGUUUAUGCUUGAAACGAUCGCAGCUCUGAGAAACAACAACAUGAAGAAGAUGCCAAACUACGACCCUGCUCACCUGGAGCAUCUGCAGAAGCUGCUGCGAGGAAUGCUCAGAAAUAAAGGCAGUAUGACUGACACCCAGCUGCAGAUCCCCUUGGAGGACCUCCUGAGUGUAGAAGAGAAGGGGCGCUGGUGGGUGGUGGGGUCGGCCUGGACAGGGAGGGGUCCAGGGAAGGAAGACAACGACGGGGAAGGCCCUGUCGUGCAGGGAGAGAUGAGUGAGAAGAUCUCAGAGCUAGCCAGGAGACAGCGGAUGAACACAGACCUGAGGAGGAACAUCUUUGCUGUGGUCAUGACCAGUGAGGACUACCUGGAUGCCUUUGAGAAGCUGCUGCAGCUGCAGCUGAAGAAAUCCCAGGAACCUGAGGUCAUCCACGUGCUGCUGGACUGUACCAUGCAGGAACGGGGGUACAACCCCUACUACUCCUACCUGGCACAGAAGUUCUGUGACUUCGACAGGCGCUUCAUGAUGACCAUUCAGUUCAGUCUGUGGGACAGGUUUGCUGUGAUUGACAGCCUGUCUUCCCAGAAUUCCUCUAACUUGGCCCAGCUGGUGACACACCUGUUGGUUACCAUGGCGAUUCCACUGUCAGUGCUGAAGAAAUUUGAGUUUGCUUCCCUCGAGAAAGCGACAGUGCAGUUCUUACGACAGAUCCUGCUAGCCCUGCUACUGGAACAGGAAGAGAACACCGUCCAGGCUGUCUUUACCCGCGUGGCCAAGUUCCCAAAACUCCAGCAGUUCCGAGACGGUCUGAGACUCUUUAUGAGUCACUUCCUUAUGAAGAAGAGAUCCAAGAUGGAGGAUGAGAUAGCUCAGAAGUUGAGAAGAAGACUUCAAAUGGCAGAGAGAGCCCUGCUUGGUACAGGAAGCAAGGCAGCUGUUUAGAAUUAGAGUACAAAGUUUAACAAAUUCUUGUCUUCGGAUAUCAAGAAAAAUUGAAUAAGUUCAGAUUAUUGGAAGUUUCAUUCUGUGUUGUGUUCAGCAUAUAAAAAACGCAAACAUUUGCAACUGUCAAAAAUCUGCCAAUAUAUAUUCAGGCAUUGUAUGUUUCUGUUUCUGAUUGUAUGUAACAUCCAUGUCCAUAAUAUCACCAGGGUCCAUAAUA
Branchiostoma belcheri (Belcher's lancelet) is the source of this 3251-nucleotide messenger RNA. Its product is annotated as nucleolar MIF4G domain-containing protein 1-like. The coding region runs from base 137 to 3031 and encodes 964 amino acids. The transcript has 16 exons. Gene Ontology annotation, molecular function: RNA binding; protein binding. Gene Ontology annotation, biological process: ribosomal small subunit biogenesis. The record is from RefSeq and is a predicted model, not a curated record. NCBI's taxonomy places the organism in Eukaryota, Metazoa, Chordata, Leptocardii, Amphioxiformes, Branchiostomatidae. Gene Ontology annotation, cellular component: nucleolus.